Messenger RNA from Diplodia corticola, 870 nucleotides. Its product is annotated as chloroperoxidase. Lineage: Eukaryota; Fungi; Ascomycota; Dothideomycetes; Botryosphaeriales; Botryosphaeriaceae. The transcript has a single exon. Bases 1 to 870 code for a protein of 289 amino acids. Gene Ontology annotation, molecular function: catalytic activity. The record is from RefSeq and is a predicted model, not a curated record.
AUGAGCGGCGCAUACUUUACCACCAACGGCACCUCCCUCUUCUACACCCUCGAGGGAGACGCUACCGCACCGCCAUUCUUCCUCGUCCAUGGCUGGACCUGCGAUCUGCUCGACUGGUCCUACCAAAUCCCGUUCCUCCUCAGCCUCGGUUUCCAAGUGCUCGCCCUCGACCUGCGCGGCCACGGCCGGUCCGCCGCGUACCCGUCGCCCACUGCGUUCCCGUUCUUCUACUCGCCCACCGUCUUUGCCGCCGACGCCUCGGCCCUGCUGUCCUACCUCAACUUCACGAAGCCCGCGCUCGUGGCAGGGCACUCGCUAGGCGGGCUCGUCGCUGCCAUCCUCGCCAUCGAGCACCCGGCGCAGGUGCGCGGGGCGGUGCUGGUCGACUCGGCGUAUUAUCUCACCGCGAACGAUACGGCAUCGCUGAAUGCAGACAUUCGGAACGACACGUCCAACGCACUGCAGACGAUCACGGCCUGGUUGGAGGCAGGGAUGGUGUACGACGAGCGGACACCGGAGUGGGAGAAGACGUGGCACAAGCUGCGGACGUGGGGCACGGAUCUGGAUGCCGUGGUUCAGACGGGGCUGGAGCUGAAUGGAUACAACGAUACGCUUGGGCGGUGGGAGAAUGCGGAGGGGUACUUGAGGGAGGGGUUUGGGGCGAAGAUGGGGGCGGAGAGGGUGCCGAGGCUGGCCGUCGUGGCGGAGGAGUAUAAGGUCGAUAUGGAGAAGGCGAUUGGGUUGGAUGAGGUGGGGGUGGGGGACAGAGUGAGCGUGCUUGCGGAGGGGCAUUGGUUGCACCAGCAAGGGGCUGAGCGGUUCAACGGGAUUGUGGAGAGCUGGCUCGGGGAUAAGGACUUUUUGCCAUGA